Rotaria socialis is the source of this 378-nucleotide messenger RNA. Lineage: Eukaryota; Metazoa; Rotifera; Eurotatoria; Philodinida; Philodinidae. The record is from the annotation of a GenBank genome assembly.
AUGUCUCAAGGUUAUACAUUUUGUUGUGCUUCAAAGUUGCGAGAAGGAUGCGUUCCAGGACGCUACGGUUUGAAUACCGAUGGCAUUGUAGGAUCAUUAUACGCUACUCGCACAGAUAAUCUUCAAACAAAUUUAUCCGUAGAUGAAGGGUUCUUUUGCAGAAAGUAUUUCACAGAAAAACCUUUCAUCAAACUUAGAAAAGUGUAUAAUUUGACUCAUACAAAUUUAAUGAAGAUGAUCGGUAUUGAAGAUGAUUUGAGAGUAAGUAUUGCUUUAGAUAUGGUUCGAUUCAAAGCAGGAAUACGUAUGUUAAGUAAUCAUACAUUAUCUACUGAUUCUACGACACGAUCUAUUGAUUAUCAACAUAUUGAACAAUAG